CAGCGCGGCCAAUGGGGGCGGCCGGGGGGCAGGCGCACGGCUGAGGCGCGGCGGCGAUGGCGGCCAUGGCGGGCGGCGGACAGCGGCGGUGCCGGCGGCUGGAGGCCGAGGCGGCCCGUGCCGUGCUGGGCGCCGCCGACACGCUGCUGUUCGACUGCGACGGCGUGCUGUGGCGGGGCGAGGCGGCGGUGGGCGGCGCGGCGGCGGCGCUGGGCCGGUUGGCGGCGGCGGGCAAGCGGCUGUGCUACGUGACCAACAACAGUAGCCGAACGCGCGUGGCCUACACCGAGAAGCUGCGGCGCUUGGGCUUCCCGCCCGCCGAGCCCCGGCACGUCUUCGGCUCGGCCUACUGCGCCGCCCGCUACCUCCGGCAGGCGCUGCCGCCCGGCGCUGCCGCCUACGUGCUGGGCAGCCCCGCGCUGGCAGCCGAGCUGGAGGCUGUGGGCGUCCCGCACCUGGGUCCCGGCCCCGCCGCCCUGCCCGGGCCCGCGCCCGCCGACUGGGCGCAGGCGCCGCUGGACCCCGCGGUGCGCGCCGUGCUGGUCGGGUUCGACGAGCACUUCAGCUACGCCAAGCUGUGCCAGGCCCUGCGCUACCUUCUGCGCGACGGCCCCGGCUGCCUCCUCGUCGGCACCAACCGCGACCACCGCCUCCCGCUGGAGGGCGGCGCCGCCAUCCCCGGGACUGGCUGCCUGGUGAAAGCCGUGGAGACAGCAGCCCAGCGCGAGGCGUUCAUCGUGGGAAAGCCCAACCGGUACAUGUUUGAUUGCGUGGCGAGCGAGUUCGACAUCGACCCUGCUCGCACCAUCAUGGUGGGUGACCGGCUGGACACAGACAUCCUGAUGGGCAACUCCUGCGGCCUCACCACGCUGCUCACGCUGACCGGCGUCACCACCCUGGACGAGGUGAAAGGCCACCAGGAGAGCGACUGUCCCGCCAGGCAGAGCCUGGUGCCCGAUUACUACGUUGACAGCAUCGCCGACCUCCUCCCCGCCCUGGGGGAUUAAUAGAGCCCAGCGCUCACAGGCUCUGCAGUGGUACCCCCAGGAGGGCCCCUCUUAGUCACCUUGUGACAGUAAUGUACUUGCUAGGAUCCCCCGGCGUUAGCAACCCUUCGCUUUUUAACCUUUCUGUUCUCUCGAUAUGAUUUUGUUUACACCUCAGUCUUUAAAUGCACUUUGAAACAAAGAGGGCAUUACGGUGUCACCUAAGUCUUGGGGACUUGGGGCUUUAUUUUAAAUUCUAAGCCACACAUCUAUCCAAAUGUUUGUGAUGCUCGAUGUCACGUUGUCCUCUAGACUGAGUUGAGGAAAGUAGAGCUGGUUGAUCUGAGGAAAAGAACCCGAAACUUGCAGUGUGUCCUCACCUGGAAGGGCUGUGGCUCGUCCUGGUUUAUUCAGGGAAAUGACUCUUUAAGCGUGUCAGAAUUUAGUGGCUGUGUUUGGAAACGCUUGCAGUCAUUGGCAGAAUUUGUGUUUGGCCUUUGAUUGUGGGAUUUUCGGUGUUGUUUUUUUUAAUUGGAUGGGAUCCUGUUUAGCAGCACAGCCUGCUGCAAGUGUGAUAUCAGGUCACAGCAACUGAAAUCCUUCUCCUUUAUUUGACUGUUGCUAAUUGCACUUGUGAUGCAGAUCAGGAUGAUUCCACUCACAAAACACAGUUGGUGUUUCCUGUAUCCUGUGUUUGUCCAAGCUGUGGAUGUAUGUGUAAAGUACAUGUACAUACAAGAGCUAUCCUGAUCCUAAAUAUAUAUCAGAAUAUAUUUAAAUUAUAAAUUUAACUAUAGUAUAUGAUAAUGUAUCUUGUUUCCUAGAAGGGACGAUAAGAGGAAUGUACUUCACUGAUAACAGUAGGUUUAAUUCUCUUAAAUGUUUGCAGUUGAUAAUGCAGAAAGUGUGUAACCACAUAGGACUGUCCCUCACUCCUUCUGCUUCCCAGAUAUAACUGGGUGAACACCAAGCUGGUUCUUCCCUCAGCGCCAGAGCGGCCACUCGCCUGGGCUUUAGCUGCAGAAUUAAUGCUCAGUCCCAGGGCUGGAUGUGGCAGCCAGUACAGCUUCCCACCCAAACCACCCUGUCACCGGACCGGCACGUGCUUCCGUUAAACCCGGCGGGUGGUGCCUGGCGCAGGGACCCGGCACCGGCGGCUGCUCUGAGGAGUUGUUCUUGCUUGGGGGAUGAUUUCUGUUGGAUCUCUGGGUGUGUUUGGGUGAUGCACGGCUCAGAUUUUCACGCUGGCCAAAUCAAAGGCCGCAGCUGAAAGCUUUUGUGUUGCAGAAUGAAUUGAAAAAAUAUAUAUGCAAAUAAUACGCUUUUAUUCUACAGAUUCUGCUGCCGGCAGUUAAAUUGAAACACUGUCCUUCCUUCAUCUCCUGCUGCUCAGCUGAGCCGCUCCAGCAGUGUGGUGAUGCCAUUUCCUUCCACUGGGACACCUGGUUUGUCCAGCAAUAACCGUGCAGUUCGUGUCGUCUGUCGCUGUUACCCCAAUAUUAGCUGGUUCUUGUAAAGGUGUUAAUUUGUAAUGUGGGGCUGUGUGUGGCAGCACGGAUCAUCGCUGCCCGGUUCCUGCCUCCAGCUGGAAGGGUGCACAGUCACAGGGAAAUACUUACAGGUAGAACGCAAUCUGGGUAACGUGGAAAUGGACAUUAGGGGUUGACUGAAUGGUGUGUUCUUUGAGUCAGUUCCUGUAUCUGGUGCUUAUCAUUUCAAAAUAUGUCAAGUAUAAAGGCCAGGAGGGGCCUUGGGCCUCGUUUGAGCAGCGUGUUGUCCCUGCAAUUACCUGUCACCGUACAGGGAACUGUUACCUCGAUUCACGUGUGCUGGAACGUGCUGGUGAAGGUGUCUAUCACUUCAAAACUCUGUAUCAGCUUCCAAACGGUUCUUAAGCCUCUACUUGAAUUCACAUUAAACUUAGAAACCUGCUUUC
Columba livia (rock pigeon) is the source of this 2922-nucleotide messenger RNA. RefSeq names its product phosphoglycolate phosphatase (gene PGP). The transcript is spliced from 2 exons. Lineage: Eukaryota; Metazoa; Chordata; Aves; Columbiformes; Columbidae. The record is from RefSeq and is a predicted model, not a curated record. Bases 57 to 1007 code for a protein of 316 amino acids. Gene Ontology annotation, molecular function: sn-glycerol 3-phosphatase activity.